UUUUUCUAUUUAGCUCCACGGAUGUAAAAUGGCUUCCCUCCUCUUGAGACGAGCUGGUUCUGUUUUGCGGAAUAAUUCGUCAAUAAGAAAUCUUUGUGGAAGUCGAGUGUUACAAGCAAGUGAUGACGAUGUUUAUGCUGUUGAAGUAAUAGACAAAAAAAGUGGCAGUGCUCUUAUAGAAGUGGAAGAAAAUGUUGAAACUGGUGUGAUAUCUGGUGCACCUGUAGAACAUGUGAAAGGUAGACAUGCAAGGAUAUUUGUCCCAGCUAUGAAUGCUAUGCAGUCUGGCAGUGCUGCCACAAGGCUAUGGAGGCUAGAAUAUGACACAAGGGAACGCUGGGAAAACCCUCUGAUGGGAUGGUCAUCUUCGGGUGACCCGUUAUCAAAUAUAGUUCUUGAAUUCAGCUCUCAGGAGGAUGCAGUAAGACAUGCAGAAAGAAUGGGUUACAAGUACCAUGUAGAAGCCCCAACACAAAAAGUAUUACGAAAGAAGUCAUACGGUGCAAAUUUUGCCUGGAAUAAAAAAACAAGGGUAUCUACAAAAUAACACAAAGGAUGCGCCUGUAUUAUAAGGAUAAAACAGAAAUUCUGUUGCUUAACUGAGCUAAAACAGCAGAAUGUAAAAAUACUGUUGCUUGAACAUAGGAAUAUACAGAAUACUGUUAAAGCAGUGAUUGUCAUUGCAGUUUGAACCUAUAUGCGGCUAUUGGCUAUUUACAACAGUUUUGUUGUGGUUUUGAACACACUUGUAUAUUAUUUACUUUUAGUUGAAAUGUAAUACACUUAUUUUGAAAAAAAAUUUUGCUGUUAUUGUUGCAAACAAUAGAAUUUAAGUUCUUUUUAUCAAGCAAAUAGUAGGUGAGCAAAAUUGGCAAAAUGACAUAAGAAUGCAAGUUUCUUAACUAAGAGAAUAAACAGAAAAGUGGCCAUCUA
Lingula anatina is the source of this 933-nucleotide messenger RNA. RefSeq names its product NADH dehydrogenase [ubiquinone] iron-sulfur protein 4, mitochondrial. Gene Ontology annotation, cellular component: respiratory chain complex I. NCBI's taxonomy places the organism in Eukaryota, Metazoa, Brachiopoda, Lingulata, Lingulida, Lingulidae. Gene Ontology annotation, biological process: electron transport chain. The record is from RefSeq and is a predicted model, not a curated record.